UCGCGUCGGCCGGACGUGAAUCGGUUUUUUAACUAGUAAAAGUGCUGCGUGAAGUGCGGUUGUUUAAAUAAAAUUGCCGACAUGGUGUUAACAGAGCAAACGGAUUUAAGGACCGGCGACCUAAUCUACGGUGAAAAUAUGAUGGACGACCCAAUGAAGGAGUCUCAAAUUCAGAAACUCUUCAACGGUUCUACAGUGCUAAUUACUGGAGGUACUGGCUUCUUGGGGAAACUUCUAGUUGAAAAACUAUUGAGAUCAUGCCCGGAUGUAAAGAAGCUUUAUCUUAUCGCACGGCCAAAGAAAAAUAAGGAAAUUACAAAAAGGCUACAAGAGCAAUUCGAUGAUGAGCUCUACAACAAGUUAAGGAAGGUGUCACCGGACUUCGAAGAAAAAAUUGGUAUCAUCGAAGGUGAUGUGGGUCUGACAGGCCUGGGGGUCAGUGAAGAGGACAGAGCAAAGAUAACUAAAGAGGUGGAAUUCAUCUUUCACGGUGCAGCCACAGUGCGUUUUGACGAAGCGUUAAAAACAGCUGUGGAGAUCAAUGUACGGGGUACGAGAGAAAUGCUACAUUUGGCUCGUGCUUGUACCAAACUACGUGCUUAUGUACACAUUUCAACGGCUUACAGUAAUUGCCCGUUAAACGAAAUUGACGAGAAGUUCUACGAGGCUCCAUUAGCUGGUGACAAAUUAAUCGACCUCGUCGAGAAUAUGGAUGUGAAAAUACUCAACAGCAUUACUCCUGGAUUGCUAGGCGAGUUCCCGAACACAUACGCGUACACCAAGUCGGCAGCUGAAGAUAUAGUACAGAAAUACUCAAAGGGACUGCCUGUGGCUAUGUUCAGGCCAUCUAUAGUCAUUGGAACAGCGAGGGAGCCACUACAAGGGUGGAUCGACAAUGUUUACGGUCCCACUGGGGUGGUAGUAGGUGCGGCAGUGGGCCUCAUACACGCUCUGAACUGCAACCCCAAGGCGAUCGCUGAUUUAGUACCUGGGGACCUGGUCGUUAACGGCUGUAUUGCAGCUGCGUGGAAGACAGCUAGAGACUACCCUGGGAAUCAUGAGGAAGCUCCCGUGGACCAGCUACCAACGAUUUAUAAUUAUGUGUCCUCAGAACAAGCACCACUUUCUUGGGAAAACUUCAUGAAAUACAACGAAGUGCACGGAUUCGAAGUGCCGACAAUCUCAGCAAUCUGGUACUAUCUGUUUAUGAUAACUCCUUCGAAGUUCCUGUACAACUUUUACUGCCUAUUCCUUCAUUGGAUACCAGCUUACAUAGUAGACGCUGUUUUAGUUUUAAUUGGGAAGAAACCUAUGUUAAGAAAAGCCUACAAGAAAAUAGAAAAAUUCUCAGCGGUCAUAGGAUAUUUCGCCCUGAGGGAGUGGAAAUUCCAUAACAACAAUACCCAAAACCUACACAAAGAACUGUGCGAUGCUGACAAGGAUAUCUUCAACUGCGACAUGGGCUCGGUCGAUUGGAACGAAUAUUGUAAAGCAUAUAUCAAAGGCGUGAGGGUACAUCUGCUAAAAGACCCCCUGGACACGAUCCCACAAAGCAAGAGGAGGCAUUUCAGACUUAAGGUUUUACACUACUUCUGCAUCAGUUUACUCUGUUUUGGUUUAGUAAAAUUAUUAAUGUUCUUAACAAGAAUGGUUUUAGGUUAAAUAGGUUAAUUAUACAAUUGUUAAGUUAAAUGGACUGUGUUUUUAAGAAUACAUAAGGCUAUUGGGUAUAUUGGUCGGACUUGGCCAUUAGCGUUAACACCUGAUCGUAGUCGUUACUUAAGUCCGCCGACCCGCAUAGGAGCAGCACGGUGGGUCCAUGCUCUAUAUAAGAGAGAGGGAUAGUACCCAGCAGUGGGAAAUCUAUUAGUCUGAUGAUGAUAGAAGAACUUAAAGUUGGCUUCAUUCACCUUUAUCUUUUGGGUGUUUUAAUUUAACUAUGUAGGCUAUGUUUUUUUUUUAUUUUGUUGAAUUUCAAUUAUUAAAUCGUAGCAAAUAAGACACUCAGAACAUUAAGUAUUUUUUAUGGAAUAAAGUUUUUUUAGGAACCUUAUUAACUUGUUCUUCGCGAAUUUUCAACAAUUUCAUAGACAGAACAUAUUUGUGCAAUGAACUGGAAUAUAAUCGAUGAUUUUAAUUCUAAAAUCCAAUCAAAUUACUAUGUGAAUACUAUUUUUAUAUAAUAAAAAAAAUGAUUCUUUUUAAACGAAUAAUUGUCUCAAUCGUAAACAUUGCUAAGCGCAAUUUAUUGUCUUCUUCUUUUGAUUCUCAAGCAGUAACUUAGAGACGGAUAGAGAGAAAAGAUUAUGAAUAAUAAACCAGCUAUACAAAGUUUUUUAGUCCGACCCAAAGAGUAUAGCUACAAACUAGCACUUUACCAAGUGUAAAUAGAUAAAUAUAGACCCUAUGCUUUUAAUACAUAGAAAUCAAAUACUGAUGACGUAUUUAUCUAAUAAAAUUUCUGGCUAGUAUAAUUAUGGAUACGGCUUGUGUAAAUAUUUUUAUAAAAAAUCAGGUUUUAUAGCUUGAUUAUCGUAUAAUUAUGAGCCAUGUUUCACGAAAUAAUUUUUAUUUCGUGAGAAUUAUUGUCAUAAGGGUGUGUACCUAUUAUAAGCUUUAAGCGAGACGCAUACAACCUGUUUCAUGUUUGCGUCCAGCGUGCGACCAAUCAUGUGUCUUGCCCUAAAUCGCGGUUCGUGUGAUUGGUCGCACGGUGGAUGCUAACUUGAGCGCCGCUAAGGACGCUGGCUGGACGUCACUGUUUGGCAUUAAGGAUAAGGCAAGUUUAACUUACCUCAUCCUUGUUAACGCAGGCGUGAAUAUCUUUUUUAUAGUAAAUAGUGUGCUCAAAUAGUAUUUAGUUAGUUGCCAUUGGAUAAGCUAAGUAAUUUUUAUUUAUAAAAUAAAAAAAAAAUGUUUUUUUUU
Pararge aegeria (speckled wood butterfly) is the source of this 2925-nucleotide messenger RNA. RefSeq names its product fatty acyl-CoA reductase wat-like. Lineage: Eukaryota; Metazoa; Arthropoda; Insecta; Lepidoptera; Nymphalidae. Gene Ontology annotation, molecular function: alcohol-forming very long-chain fatty acyl-CoA reductase (NADP+) activity. Gene Ontology annotation, cellular component: peroxisome. The record is from RefSeq and is a predicted model, not a curated record. Gene Ontology annotation, biological process: long-chain fatty-acyl-CoA metabolic process. The transcript has 11 exons. Bases 82 to 1662 code for a protein of 526 amino acids.